GUGAACAAAUUUGAUAAGAAGGAAAGAAAGAAAGAAAUGGGAAGGAGAUGUAGAAUUUGGUGGCCGAAGCAGCUCUCCUCGACGAGAUCAGACUCCAGUUUGUUGCUUGGCUGGUUCAUUUCCUCUUCUUCUUCUUCUCUGGACGUUGUCAUAGCUUUCGCCUUCUCCGAUCCCCAGAAAACCCUUCAGGGAGUUGUUGAUGACACAAAUGCAAAGAUGUCCGUAUUGCUUCAGGGCAGGUCAAAGUUGUGUGUUGUGGGUCAGUUUGAUUCACUCGUUAAAACUGAACAAGAUGACCAAUGCCGGUCAUUCUCUUGUGGAUGUAACAAGCUCUGUGGGUCACUAGAAGAAGUGAAUAGGUAUUGGAUUCACAUGUUACGAGAGGAUCAACAUCUGUUUGGGAAAGACAUGAGUUGGGUUCCUAGAAUGCAGCACAUUCAUUGGAAUGGGGAGAUAGUGUCUCGAUGUCAUGUCCACCUGAUAUUUUAUGAGACUCCCAUCUUUGGAGCGCACCAUUUCUCAUUACAUCUUUGGAAUUCUUUGGACCAAGCAAAAACUCCCUUGAGAAAACCCAAUUGGGUUCAUGAACUCAACCAAAAGCAGCCACUUCUUGAUUUGGAUACGGUUAUUUUGGCCAUUAAUAGCGCCUGUGCCGCUGAAAAGGCUUUCAACAGAUGCUUGGGUGCCAAGAAAUCUUUUGUUGGCUUUAACAUUAUUUACUUGUUUCUUGGCUUCAUAUGGAAACUCUUUUCUGUGCUUGUAGCUUCGCUAUCCACCUUAUUCUACGCCAUCCUUCAGUUUCUGUAUAAGCUUCUGAAUUAUGCAUCAGACUCUUGGACAUACAUUAUCUUAGUAAAGGUAUUCAGCAGUGCAAGGAUAAAUAUGAGAAUCCGAUUUUCUCAGAUUGUUUAUUGGCCAGUUUUUCUUCAAGAUAAUGGCACGAGGUCUCAAUCAAGUGUAGAAAAUGCAGAGAAAGCGGCAUUGCUUAAGCAUUCCAUGUGGUCAAGUUUAGCUGUUGAUGCACUACUGGGGAACUUGAUUGGUCUGGUACUGUUGAAUCAUGCCGAAUCUAUUUGCAUAUUGGUUCUGAAAUUUGCCAGUGACGUCACCAAUGAAUUGCUGCGCUCUGGUUGUGUGUGGUUGAUGGGAGUCCCUGCAGGUUUCAAGUUAAACACGGAAUUAGCAGGAGUUCUUGGGAUGGUAUCUCUAACUGCUAUACAGAUUUGGACUACCAUAUGGAUCGCUUUGGGUUUUCACUUUCUUUAUGUCAUCAGAGGACUUGCCAUUUCUGGGAUCAUUUUUGGGUUGACUGUACCUGCUGCUUUGAUCAUAGACUUCAUUGCACUAGUAACAUUGCAUGUGUCUACUCUUCAUUGGUUGAUAUCCCUUCUGUAUUCAACUCAGAUACAGGCAUUAGCUGCUUUAUGGCGCCUUUUCAGGGGUCGAAAGUGGAAUCCUCUUCGUCAGAGAUUAGAUAGUUAUGACUACACCGUGAAGCAGCACAUCGUUGGAUCUCUUUUGUUCACACCAAUGCUGCUUCUACUGCCCACAACUUCUGUUUUCUACAUCUUUUUUACCCUUGUGAACACAACCAUCAGCUUAAUCUGUAUACUGAUUGAAGUCACUAUAUCUGUUAUUCAUGCUACUCCAUAUAUCAAAGUUUUCCUGUGGUUGGUCAGGCCAAGAAGAUUUCCUUCUGGGAUAUGGUUUGAAAUCAAAUCUGUUUGGAGUCAGGACCCUGAUUCUUGUGAGGAUAUGCCUGUUCCAAAUUCAUGGCACUCUCGUACAUCAACUCCUUGGUACACAGACAAAGCGCUGAUAUGA
Argentina anserina (silverweed cinquefoil) is the source of this 1824-nucleotide messenger RNA. Its product is annotated as N-acetylglucosaminyl-phosphatidylinositol biosynthetic protein gpi1. The record is from RefSeq and is a predicted model, not a curated record. Gene Ontology annotation, biological process: GPI anchor biosynthetic process. Gene Ontology annotation, cellular component: membrane. The coding region runs from base 37 to 1824 and encodes 595 amino acids. Lineage: Eukaryota; Viridiplantae; Streptophyta; Magnoliopsida; Rosales; Rosaceae. The transcript is spliced from 7 exons.